UCCAUGACGACGCGGCGUCUCUGGCUCCCAGUUCCGGACCCCGGCUCUCCGCGUCCGCCCUUCGGAGGAUCGGCUUGAGAGGGCAGCUAUGCUCCCGAACCCUCCAACUUCCCAGCUCCUGCAGGUGCAGGCUUGGUGUCCCGCGGCCGCCGGGGCUCCGCCCACGAAGGUAGGAUCAGCGUGGCUGGAGUGAUCCACCCCCAACAGGAAGUCUAGCGUGGGGGAGACAGAAAACAUGAUGAUUCCACCAAAGGAAGCAGUGUCACAUAAAUGCCUCUUUGGACAAAGACCAAGAUUGGCAAGCAAAUUUUAUUCUUCACCAACACAAGUCUCUCUAAGUGUAGCUAAGACAUUCUCAGAAAAGAAGGAAGUCUUUUCAAAGAAGAUUGAAAAUAAAGUCUCUUUACACAAUACUGGAAGGAGUGUAAUUCCAAGGAAUACCGGAAAGAAAGGUGAAGGUGGAAAAAAUGCAGUCAUUGAAAAGCAGGAGAUUAAUGCCUGUUGCCUUCAAGAUACUGAUAAGCUGUCAGAAUCAGCGCAUGGGGAUGAAGGUGACACCAAUGAUGAAGAUGGUAACCCUAAAAAAGACACUCGUGCCCCAUUAGAGUUAAUGGCUGAAUUUCUGAGAGCCGAAAUGGGCCGAGAUUACCACCUGGCAAAAAAAUUAUGUCAGAUGAUCCUCAUCUAUGAACCAGAAAAUCUUGAGGCCAAGGAGUUUUCCUUACUUAUUGAAGAAAUAUUGCUGAAGGAAGAAGCUCAGAAUCCUGAGGGCAAUGAGGAAGAUGAAGAAGACAGCAGCACCGAGAGUGAAGAAGAAAGCAGUGAGGACACGAGCGCCGAGAGUGCUGACGAAUACAAAGAUGGAUCAUGACUGUCGCCAUGGUGGCUUCCGCGUCAUGCGUUUUCAUUCAUGUAUACCAUACAAAUAUAAAGAAGACUGUUUGCUGUGUCCUAGUCUAGCUGUGCUUUCUUUGGUACAGAGUUCAUUUAAGCUUUCUAUAUUCUCAGUCUGAGCUCCUCCCUAAUAUUUAGACCUUAGCUCAAUGUGAAUUAUUCAGAGGAAA
Messenger RNA from Octodon degus (degu), 1064 nucleotides. It is a transcript of the gene Erich2, whose product is annotated as glutamate rich 2. The record is from RefSeq and is a predicted model, not a curated record. The coding region runs from base 236 to 871 and encodes 211 amino acids. NCBI's taxonomy places the organism in Eukaryota, Metazoa, Chordata, Mammalia, Rodentia, Octodontidae. The transcript has 9 exons.